UGCGAGCAAACUAAGUGUUUCACAAUGGUUGGGAGCAAAAGUUUCUUAUCAUUGACAAUUACAUUCAGUUUGCUGCUUCAGCUACAACUCGGUAGCACUGACAAUCAAUAUACGGACUAUGUAUUUCUCUUCGAUAAUGAAGACAUAUUUGAAGAUUGUCCUGAAAUGCCGGACAAUCACGGUAUUGACGCUGCCUUGAGUACCGAUAAUCUGGAGUUUGAUCUUAACGAAGAAUAUCUGGUGGAUGUGAGCGGCAACAGCACUGUUGUGUGGGAAGGUGUACAGCCGAGCGAUCGCAUUGAAUUUAGAGCUGACAUGUAUCAAGAAGUUGGUGGUUUGGGUUGGCUGCUUACGCCCUUUUCCCUCGUUUCGGAGGAUUUGUGCAUCGAGCUUUUUGAAAAGGACACACUAUUUUAUAAAGUAUGGGGCCAACACGUUCCGAAGGAUGAACAAAAAUGUUUUAAUGUUUUUGGACACACCUAUCACUACGAGCCUUUUGCUGUGAAGCUUACGUUUGAUGGGCGCAACUUAUUUGGUCGCUAUAAAAUCGUCGGAAGGAUGGAGGCAUUUGAUGAACAGGGUGUUAAGAGGCCGAAGACAAUUUGUUCUGAAGUUACAGGCGAAAUUACAUAUGCAUAACAAACAUCUACAUAAAUAACUAAAGGUGUUUUUUUUGUAAAAUGCUUUGUAUGCUCUAUUUCAAUAAGGCAACAAUAUUAUUUCUUUAUUUUCUAAAAGUGAAUUACGUUUUAAUACAAAAUUCGAUUAGUCUG
Stomoxys calcitrans (stable fly) is the source of this 773-nucleotide messenger RNA. RefSeq lists its product as uncharacterized. The transcript is spliced from 4 exons. The record is from RefSeq and is a predicted model, not a curated record. Lineage: Eukaryota; Metazoa; Arthropoda; Insecta; Diptera; Muscidae. The coding region runs from base 25 to 639 and encodes 204 amino acids.